ACCUGGCGCCCCUGGCCGACCAGACGUCAGUGGCUGCGGGCGGCUGAAGCUUUUGGGGACUUCGCUGUCAGCUUUUGUUCGAGCAACAUUCAAAUCGUCUAGCAGCCGACAGUUCUGCGUUUCACGGACGUUAAACGACAUAAACGCACGUAGAAAUGUAAACCGCGAGUCUUUGUUGAGCUAGGUAUCGACAGAGAGAAUCGCUGAAGAAUUCCAGAUCACCACCAGCGUUAUUCCUGCUGCUGUCUCUCGUCACAACCAUCCUCUGCUCUCCACGUUUGCCUGACUCCUCUGGUUGUCACCAUGGCGACUCAGUUCCUCCUCCGGCCGUGUCGCUGAGCCGCCACUCUGGACCGCCAUCAUGGAGAGGAAACGCAGAAAGAAAUCAGACUAGCUGCCUGGGCUGUUUGCAGUAUGAACUCUUUUCUGGAGCCGAGGACCUGAAAAUUAUCUGUUCUGACUUCUGAUCCAGGAUCAGGUGUUCGCUGCUUCACAGCAAAACAAACAACAAUGUUUAUUUUUUCUGUGUCCGUGCUUUUGGGGCUGCUGGCCGCCUUGCUGCCCGCCGUGGGGAUGAGGGCGGAGCCGGGGGCCACACCUCGUUCGAAUCAAGCCUCCAGCAUGGAGCCCCCUUCCUCAACCACCGAGUCCAACUGCUCCCAGUUGACCCUUAAACUGGAGUUCUCCUCUGAGGUGGUGGAACACGAGUACAUCGUAGCGUUUACGGGGUAUUUCUCAGCCAAAGCUCGCGGCCUCUACAUCCGCAGCGCCUUACGGAGUUCUGGAGACGACAAGCUGGAGUGGCACAUCCUUCCCAGGGAAAACCCGGCUUCCGACUUCCCCAGCGACUUUGAGCUGGUCCACAUCCGUCAGGCUUCUCCCAGCAGCCUGCUGACCUUAGAGGACCACCCUUACAUCAAGAGGGUGACACCGCAACGCAAAGUUUUCCGCUCUCUCAAGUACAUUCCCUCACCUGAACCUGCGGCACCCUGCAACACCACCCAGGGGAAUCAAAAGUGGCAGUCGUGGCAAUCCUCCCGCCCCUUCAGACGAACCAGCCUCUCUCUGGGCUCGGGCUUCUGGCACGCCACUGGCCGCCACUCCAGCCGACGUCUGCUGCGCGCCAUUCCUCGCCACGUGGCUCAGAUCCUGCAGGCGGAUGUCCUCUGGCAGAUGGGACACACCGGUGCUGGGGUGAAGGUGGCGGUUUUUGACACCGGUCUGAGUGAGAAGCACCCACAUUUCAAGAAUGUAAAGGAAAGGACCAACUGGACCAACGAGAAGACCCUGGAUGAUGGACUGGGACAUGGGACGUUCGUAGCGGGAGUGAUAGCCAGCAUGAGGGAGUGUCAGGGCUUUGCCCCCGAUUCAGAGCUCCACAUCUUCAGAGUGUUCACCAACAACCAGGUUUCGUACACCUCCUGGUUUCUGGAUGCUUUCAACUACGCCAUCCUGAAGAAGAUCGAUGUUCUGAACCUCAGCAUCGGGGGGCCGGACUUCAUGGACCAUCCUUUUGUGGAUAAGGUUUGGGAACUGACAGCCAACAAAGUGAUCAUGGUUUCUGCUAUCGGCAACGACGGGCCUCUGUAUGGGACCCUGAACAAUCCGGCCGACCAGAUGGACGUGAUCGGAGUUGGAGGGAUCGACUUCGAGGACAACAUAGCUAGGUUUUCCUCCAGGGGCAUGACCACCUGGGAGCUGCCGGGGGGCUAUGGCAGAGUGAAGCCGGAUAUCGUCACCUACGGUUCUGGCGUUCGCGGCUCCGGGUUGAAGGAGGGAUGCCGUUCUUUGUCUGGGACCAGCGUGGCCUCUCCUGUGGUCGCAGGUGCUGUCACGCUUCUGGCCAGCACCGUCCAGAACCGGGAGCUGGUGAACCCCGCCUCCAUGAAGCAGGCCCUGAUCUCCUCGGCCCGCAGGCUGCCAGGGGUCAACAUGUUUGAGCAGGGUCACGGGAAACUGGACCUGAUCCGGGCCUACCAGAUCCUCAACAGCUACAGACCUCAGGCCAGUCUGUCUCCCAGCUACAUCGACCUGACGGAGUGUCCUUACAUGUGGCCUUACUGCUCUCAGCCCAUCUACUACGGAGGGAUGCCCACCAUCGUCAACGUGACCAUCCUCAACGGCAUGGGCGUCACCGGUAGGAUUGUUGACAAGCCCAUCUGGCAGCCGUACCUCCCGCAGAACGGCGACCACAUCGACGUGGCCGUCUCAUACUCGCCUGUUCUGUGGCCGUGGGCCGGUUACCUGGCGGUGUCCAUCUCUGUGGCCAAGAAAGCUGCGUCGUGGGAGGGAGUCGCUCAGGGUCAUGUGAUGGUCACUGUGGCGUCGCCUGCAGAGAACGACUCGGACGUGAGCGGAGAGCUGACGUCCACGGUCAAACUGCCCAUCAAGGUGAAGAUCGUUCCCACUCCUCCUCGCAGUAAGAGGGUGCUGUGGGACCAAUACCACAACCUGCGCUACCCACCGGGCUAUUUCCCUAGAGACAACCUCCGCAUGAAGAACGACCCUCUGGACUGGAACGGGGACCACAUCCACACCAACUUCAGGGACAUGUACCAGCACCUGAGGAGUAUGGGCUACUUCGUAGAAGUUCUGGGAGCACCCAUCACGUGUUUUGACGCCAGCCAGUACGGUACGCUGCUGAUGGUGGACAGCGAGGAGGAGUAUUUCCCCGAAGAGAUCACAAAGCUGAGGAGAGACAUCGACAACGGGUUGUCGCUCAUCGUCUUCAGCGACUGGUACAACACCUCGGUGAUGAGGAAGGUCAAGUUCUACGAUGAGAACACCAGGCAGUGGUGGAUGCCGGACACAGGGGGCGCUAACGUACCGGCUCUGAACGAGCUGAUCUCCGUGUGGGGGAUGGCCUUCAGCGACGGGCUCUACGAGGGCGACUUCACUCUGGCGGAUCAUGACAUGUACUACGCCUCCGGCUGCAGCAUUGCCCGUUUCCCAGAAGACGGAAUUGUAAUUGCAAAGAACCUGAAAGACCAAGGUCUGGAAGUGUUGAAGCAGGAGACCGCCGUGGUGGAGGGAGUUCCCAUCCUGGGACUGUACCAGACGCCGUCAGACGGCGGAGGUCGCAUCGCUCUGUAUGGAGACUCGAACUGCAUCGACGACAGCCACAGACAGAAAGACUGUUUCUGGCUCCUGGACGCUCUGCUGCAGUAUACUUCCUACAGUAUGACCCCCCCCAGCCUCAGCCACUCCCACAGCAGAGUAGCACCGCCCACAGGCAUAGAGCACCCACUCCCACAGAGACUGGACGGGAACCAUCUGUACCGCUACUCUAAAGUUCUGGAGGCUCACUUGGGAGACCCUAAGCCCCGCCCCCUACCAGCGUGCCCCCACCUGUCUUGGGCCAAGCCACAGCCUCUCAAUGAGACGGCCCCCAGUAACCUGUGGAAGCACCAGAAGCUUCUUUCUGUGGAUCUGGACAAAGUGGCUCUGCCCAACGUCAAGUCCUACCGUCCCCAGGUCCGUCCUCUGUCUCCUGGGGAGAGCGGGGCCUGGGACAUCCCCGGAGGGAUAAUGCCGGGUCGCUACAACCAGGAAGUGGGUCAGACCAUCCCCGUGUUCGCCUUCCUGGGAGCGAUGGUCGUCCUGUCCUUCUUUGUGGUCCAGCUCACCAAAGCUAAGGGCAAACCCAAGCGAAGGAAACCACGCAUCAAACGGCCCACGUACCUUCAGCAGCAGACGACGGCGACAACGGUGGCUCCUGGGAAAACCCCCACCGUGUGACAGCUGCCGGAUCAAACAGGCAGCUGUGUUUUUAACCUUCCAGAGGCCUCUGGACAUCCUGGGAACCGUUUUUGUGCCUCUUGUCCUCUGAAGGUUGUUGGCGUUUGUGUGUCUCUGGACCAUUUGACAGUAUUGAGACAACCCCAUGAUGGACUCGGAACAGGACCCAGUCAGUCCAAGUGUCCGUUUCCCUCCGUCUAAACGGUUUCUUUAUGUAUAAAAUAACGUUACUUUUAUAUUUAUUGAGCGUGACUCGGACCCGCCGCAGCUUUCAGUCACAGGAUCUGUCGAGUCGGUGCCUGGUUUUCUACGUCUAACCGGCUCUUUGUUGUUUUUAUGUUUUAUAUGACGGAUGAACUCUGAGCACGUCUCCUGUUGGAAUCAUCCCUCGUGAUCUUCACGGUCAGAACAGUGGCUUUGAUGGACUCGUUCAGACAUGUCAUCAAUAAAAAAGCAGAAUUCCGA
Molecule: messenger RNA, 4203 nt
Organism: Nothobranchius furzeri (turquoise killifish)
Lineage: Eukaryota; Metazoa; Chordata; Actinopteri; Cyprinodontiformes; Nothobranchiidae
Source: RefSeq, a predicted model, not a curated record